AUGGUAAACGGUCUCAUAAAAAAGGAACCAAACGCUCCACGUCGAAAGGGAACCUACCUAGCUUGGACAAAAGACGAGGAAUACGCGUUAGCAUGGGCGUGGCUCGACAUAUCGGAGGACCCCGAAGUUGUAAACUAUAAAACUUCACCAUUUUUAUGGAAUAAAAUUCGUGAAACUUUUUUUAAAGCGAUGGGUAAAGAUGAGUAUCAGGACAAAGAUUCGAAAUCUAGCAAAUGGACCAAUAUAAACCAAAAAUGUCAUCAGUUCCAAGAAGUCUUCCAACGCACGAGGGACAAUUGGGGUAACGGACAAAACGAUGCGGGUAUUUUAACAAGAAUGUUGGAAGAGUACAACAAAACGAGAGGCGUUUUCACAUACUUAAGGUGUUGGGAGCUUUUACGCGGAAGUCCCAAAUGGUGUUUUGGACCGUUUGGCUAA
Molecule: messenger RNA, 438 nt
Organism: Helianthus annuus (common sunflower)
Lineage: Eukaryota; Viridiplantae; Streptophyta; Magnoliopsida; Asterales; Asteraceae
Product: glutathione S-transferase T3-like
Exons: 2
Coding region: 1-438 (145 amino acids)
Source: RefSeq, a predicted model, not a curated record